Molecule: messenger RNA, 4754 nt
Organism: Odontomachus brunneus
Lineage: Eukaryota; Metazoa; Arthropoda; Insecta; Hymenoptera; Formicidae
Gene: cact
Product: NF-kappa-B inhibitor alpha-like
Exons: 3
Coding region: 971-2449 (492 amino acids)
Molecular function (GO): protein binding
Source: RefSeq, a predicted model, not a curated record
GCGCAGGCGCACGGCGGCGCGCCCUCCGCCAUCGUCGCUGCCGCCGCUCGCCGCUCGCUUCAGUUCGUCCCGAGAAACGCAAGCGGCAGGUUCGUUCGCGCAUGCCAUUAACGCGGCGCGCAUAAAAACACCACGAGCCGCGAACGUCAUUGCGAACGUUGUCACGAAACGAAGCCAUCUUCCGUCGUGUGUUUCCCAUCACGUUCGCUCAUCACAGUCGAGCCGAUCACCGAAGGAGUGAUCCUCGUGCAGUGCAGUGAACGAGCGGAACGAGCAGUGGGAGAGAAACGGCUCGCGGGCGAGACAUGCGAGGAACACGGAGCGGCGAAGAGAGAGACAGCGGAGAUAGAUAGGCGAGUAGAGAGUCGACCACACAGCUGUUCCGCGGCGGAGAAAGAAGGGAAUCACACGAAUGGACAGACUGACGGCCGCCGGAUAUACGCGUCGUUAAAGCGAGCGAGCGAGCGAACGAACGGACGGGAAAAAACGUCGGAGUCAGACGACCCGACUGUGUGCACCCAGACAGUCGACCGAGCGCGGGUUCCUUCCCCGUAGUCACUGGGAACGGCGAACGCGAUCGAGGAUACGUCGCGAUCACACGCGUAACGGAGAGCCACUGGCCGAGUAUCUUGACAAUCGAUGAACGUGCGUGAAACUGCCGGAGUAACGCGACGUGAGACAAAUCAAACGUGUGAUCGGAAGUAGUGGACGAGAUAGAGAAGAAGAAAGAGAGAGAAGAGUAAAUUGUCGGCGCGUGUAUACGCAGAGCUUCCUGGACAUCAAUUUAGAUCGUAUUUUCGAGCGUUACGUCGCGCUGUGCAUAACACAGUGACAGCACCGAAACGCUCGCGUCGUUUCGUCACUGCUGCGACGCUGGGCGUCGCGACGGGUGAUCUGGCCGCGCGAAAGAAAGAACAGUAGAGCGACAUCAUCAUCAUCAUCAUCAUCAUCGGGCACUCGGCGGAAAAAAAUGUGGCAUCCCUCGAAACGGAGCACUCAGCAAAUGGAGGAAGAGUACGUUCCGGUGUCGACGACUAGGGAGGACGAGAAGCGGUGGCAACGCGACGGCAACGGCAACGACAAGUCGACGACGACGGCCAACAGCAUCAACGUCGACUCCGGGUUCUUGUCGAGCGGCAAUCUGCAGACCAGCGGCGAAAUCUGCGACUCGGGGCUGCAGCUGCCGUCACUGGACAGUCGCGAGGGGGAGGGGCCGGAGGACAGGCCGAGGGGAGAGAUCGAGAAGAGAGAGCAGCAGCGGCGAGCAAGUGCAACAACGCCGGCGACGGUGUCUUCGUCGUCGUCUUCGGCCGCGACUACGAUAGCGGAGCCAAUGAGGGUCGAUAGCGGCCUCGUCGUCGACCUCGGCCUCAGCGAGAGCCUCAGCCAGCUCUCCCUCAAGCAGGUCGCCUUAAACUCGUUGACUGGCAGCCGCGCUGGCCGCGGCGCACUUCCGGCGAAAUCGAACCUCGAGCCGAACAUCGAGUUGGUCCCGGUGCGGCCAGACCCGUCCUCGGACUAUGACAUCCGCAGCGACGUUGACGUCGAGCCACCGCAGCAGCAGCAACUGCGAGACCGCAGCUACGGCAACGACAACGUCAUCGUCGCGCAGGAACAACGCGCGACCAGCAACGAAGAGCCCUGGCAGCUCUACUACACGCAGGAUGACGACGGGGACACGCAAUUGCACAUCGCAAUCGUCCAGGGCUUCGUGGAGGCGACCUUCAGCCUGAUCAAGAUGGCACCGCACCCCUGUCUAUUGAACACCUUGAACGACGACUGCCAAUCGCCGCUGCACUUGGCGGUGCUCACGCAUCAGCCGACGAUCGUGCGACGCCUGAUCCUGGCCGGCGCAGAUCCAUCCAUGAGGAAUUUCCGCGGCAACACGGCCCUUCAUAUCGCCUGCGCCAGCGGCGACCUCGCUUGCGCCAAGGCGCUCACGGACCCAUUGUCCCCGAUGGAGAGGAACGAGCUGAUGCCUGGCCAGAAAGUGCCAGCCUUACCCCAAAACCUGGAGCAACGUAAUUACAGCGGCGAAAUGUGUCUACACGUGGCCGCGGCGAACGGACAGGUGGACCUGGUGCGCCUUCUCCUGCGUCUGGGCGCUGAUCUUGAGUCGAGGGAGGCCCUGGCGGGUAGAACAGCCCUUCACGUCGCCGUGGAACGCGGAUGUCGAACGGUGGUCGCCUUCAUGCUGCACGAGUGCCGGCCUUGCCUGGACGCGCAGACAUACGCCGGCAUGACGGCCUACCAGUUGGCCCUGUGUUUCGACGACAUCCAGCUCGCCCGGGAACUGGUACGACUCGGCGCGUCGCCACAGCCCUUGCCGGAAUCCUCGGACUCCGAGAGCGAGGACGAGGAGACGUUGGAUGCGUCAGCGUCGUCGCCGGCGGCGAAUUACUUACCCACGAUAGUCAAUGUACAGAACGCGGUCGGAGUCAAGGUCUGAAGCAUUCUCGGCUUGCCGCGUCCAUCGGGAAACUUCCUUCUGGUCCAUCGGAGCCAAGGCCGACGGGAGAAAGAAAGAGAGAGAGAGAGAGGGAGAGAAAGACAGGAGAGAAAAAAACAGGCGUAAUAUAUAACAUACAUAUUAUACAUGUAUAAUGCGCACACAGAGACGUAUCUUGGAUUGCGAAGUGUCCACGAAGUCUAUCGCGACGCAUUCGUCGCCGGCGAAACGAGAUAUCUCGCCCGCUUGGGCGAAAGUCAUUCAAAACGUUGACAAUUCAAAAUUUCAUUGCGUAUCAAAGACGUGACCUGGGAGUUAUGAUAACCCCAAAGAAAAUUAUUGCAUUCGGGUGAACGGACUCGAGGGCGAGACAAGUCGCGAGCAAGAUUGCCUCGUGACGAUUUCGAAUCUGCUAAUUGCACACGAAGACGCGCACAAUUAAAGCAAAUGGAAUUAGAUAAGAGGUCAUAAGUCACGCUUGCCGAUGACUUCGACGGGUGUUAAAAAUAAUUCGCCAGCACAAAGCCGUAUCUUGAGUCUGACAUGUGUAUGUGUAAUCUCUCAGUAUGUUGAAUGAAUUAAAAAUAGGCGGUCAGUCGGGAAGAUAAAAGUGAGAUUCCGUGAGAUCAGCUUCGCGAUACACUGCGUUAUACAUGGUGUGCGCAUAAAUAUGCGUCUUUAAUCGACAAGUAUUACUACUGUUACGCAGUCAGAAACUAUACGCUUCUUUUUCUUUUUUUUCCGAAUUAAUACAGCGGCAGCGAAUUAUGCGACGAAGAUAGAUGAUCGAGAAACGAACGAUGAACAAUCGACGGUAAUUGCGUGGAAAUGGAAGAUCUCAGAAACGAACUCGUACACGCGACUAACGAAUAUAUUCGAUUACGAACGAAGCAACGACGCGUAGAUGCGAACUGAAAGACAGCCUGUACUUUCCCUUAGGACUUCUCGCGGCAGAUAAGCGUGCAACGUGGUCUCGAAGUAUAUAUGUGUAAAGGUAUACAGAAUUUCGAGUGGUACAAGUAAGAAGGUCUUGGCAGAGACAGUACAUCGCAAAAGCCAUAUCCAUUCUGCAACAUGGAUCCAGGAUGAGCGUUGAUCUUGCUACAUGCACUCGUUAAAACUUUCCUGAGGUGCGUUCGUCGACGUAACUUAUUUAAAAAAGAAUUCUACUUUAAGGCUUUUCUACAGCAGUCGCAAUGUCGGUGUCGCAGUCCCAAGAAAAGAAACGUCGUAUCCACAUAUCCGCAGAUCUGUUCUUUAUCGUUGAACUAAUAUACAUUCACGAAACUUAAAAAGAAACAGAUAUAUAGCUAAAACUUGGUGGAAAAAGGAGAGAAGAAGAUUAGAGGAGAAAAGAACUAGUACAAGCUAAUGUAGUCGGUUCAACAAUAGAAAACAAACCUCAUAUAAAUCGCAACGCAUGAUAAAGUGACGCUAUAUCGUCCUCAACUAUUGGCGCGUGAAGACUCAACUGCUGACGCUUCUGAUUAAACAAAUGUCGCAGGCGCAACGGUUGAAGUUGAGCCAAAUGUUGCGAUGAUUUUGCGAUCACCGUUUUGCGAUGAGCGUUGCGACUGAUUGCGACCGUUGUAGAGAAGAACCUUUAAACGACGACUAUAUCGCUCGAAUGAAAAUUUCUCUCGUCGCUUAAUUUAUAGUUACUAUUCUUAGGAUUUUAUGUCCAACGACAAAAUUUGUAGCCCGUUAUCGAGGUAUCACGCGUUACUGUGUUUCCUUUUCAUGAUGAUUCUUGCAUGCGACUGAUGAACAGCGAAGCAUUUGAGAGCGUGUUGAAUUCGAGGCUCAGUUGCUGAGACGUUUCGAUAACGGGCGAGACGCGGUGAACGUCGCAGCGACGAAACUCUCAAUGAGAAGAGAACGACUAUGCGAAUUAAUCGAAGUUAAUAGAGAGAGAAAGGAAGAUAACGAACGAUCAGAACUUCACACGACGAAGUUCUCGGACAAUUGCGAGGACGGAAUAACUCAUAAUUGGCUAGAACUAUAGAAUUGGUUCUGUGGUGUAAAUAGAGAAGUGCAUGCGAUCCGUAUGCAUUCGAUAUGCGAAUAGAAACUUGCGAGGAGUGUCACUGUUAUCUUAUACAAAUCGUAGCUUGUAGCUGGACGCGAAGUCGCCACGUCGGACAUACACAUUUCGUUAGGUCGGAGAAACGAAGUAAUCAAAUACAUUCUUAUACGUGCGACUUAUAGUUUAUUGUUUACUUGUAUUUAUAUAUAUAAUAUAUAAAUACACAUAAAUUUAUAUAUAUAUAUAUAUAUAUAUAUAUAUAUAUAUAUAUAUAUAUAU